AUGUUCAGGACCCCCGCAGAGAGACCCUUCCGCUGCCACGGCCGCCCGUCGAGCCCGCGCCGCUCCGGGUGCCCGGUGCCGGCGCCGCAGCCCGCGCCGCUCUCGCGAAGUGACUGCGCCGCUGCUCGCCCGCACUAUAUCCCGGCGGCGGCGGCGGCGGCGGCACAGGCGGAGGCAGCGGCGGCCGCGGCGGCGGCGGGGCGGCGGGAGGGGGCGGAGACGCGCGAGCCGGCGGGCGGGAGGAGGCGUGGCCAGGCGGAUCCCUCCGCGCCGCACGACGGCCUCUAUCGGAGGCGCGCGGCUACGGAUGCGUCCGCGCCGAGUUCAGCGCCGUGGGUUCGCGUCCCGGUGCCUCUUGCCGUUGAGAAGGAGCAGACGCCGCGGAGGAAGACUCCACGCGCACCCCGCGAGAAGCGCUCGCUGCUGGAUGGGCUCCCCUGGACCGCGGGGAGGGAGUUCAGCGGCCCUGAGAGCUGGAGAGCUGCCGACCUUCCCCCGCAGGGUCCCGUGUCCCGAGCUCUCCCGGCCUCUGCGGCUCAGCGGCUGCACGCGGUGCAGCCCCGGCUCUCUGGUCCACGAGCUGACGCGCUGGUGGGAGGGAGGAUGGGGUCUCCAGAGCUCCCCGAGGCCGCCCUCCUGGGCGCUCAGACUGGAGCUGCUUGGCACCUCCGCAGGGGUCCCCUCCCCAGCUCUGCUGCACUCUGCAACGGCGGAGGGGAAGCGGAUUCUCGCGUCUACACUGCCUGCCUCCCGGGCGCUGGAGGGUAG
This is a messenger RNA of Cavia porcellus (domestic guinea pig), 768 nucleotides long. RefSeq lists its product as uncharacterized. Lineage: Eukaryota; Metazoa; Chordata; Mammalia; Rodentia; Caviidae. The transcript is spliced from 2 exons. Bases 1 to 768 code for a protein of 255 amino acids. The record is from RefSeq and is a predicted model, not a curated record.